Molecule: messenger RNA, 1711 nt
Organism: Megalops cyprinoides (Indo-Pacific tarpon)
Lineage: Eukaryota; Metazoa; Chordata; Actinopteri; Elopiformes; Megalopidae
Product: H-2 class I histocompatibility antigen, K-Q alpha chain
Exons: 6
Coding region: 122-778 (218 amino acids)
Biological process (GO): immune response
Cellular component (GO): external side of plasma membrane
Source: RefSeq, a predicted model, not a curated record
UAAGACCUAUUUAACGUGAUUAAAAGAAGAAAGCACGAAACAAAGCAUAAAAAUAAUUAGGUGCUGUUGUCGCUGGUUUCGCUUUUGAUUCUGACUUGAAAAUAUAUCUUUCAUAUAAAAUAUGUUCCGGAUUUUUCUCACUUUAUCAAUUUUUUGGAAUCCAUUUCUUGCUCUGCCCAGAGAAACCAUCAUUCAAUAUCGGCACACUGGAGUCGUCGGUAAGACGGAGACAACAGUGGAGAUGGUGACCAUCAACGAUGUCCCGGUCCCAUGGAAUAAAAGCAUCAGCAUUCUGUCAAUCAACAGGGAAAAUGACUUUGACAUUAUCCUGCAGAUGAUCGUCAAAAGCUACAAUCAUACCGCUGCGAGCAAUCACACGUAUCAGCGCUUGCUGGAGUGCCGGGUGGAAGGGAACGGGAUGCUGACAAUGUCAGAGCGCAUCCAGUACGACGGAAAGAAUUACCUGAGCCUGGAAAGCACCAGGGACGCCUGGAUCGCGGCUGUGCCGCAGGCGCUCCAGAUGAAGGAGGAACUGGACCGCGACCCUGCACGCACAGGGCUACAGAGUAUGCAUCUCCAGAACAGAUGCACUGAGUUACUAAAGGAGAUCACGCGCAGCGAGCAUUCUUCCACAGAGGCAUUUCUGAAAUAUCUGUUACCCAUCCUGGUAAUAGUGGCAUUUGUCAGCAUGAUCCUAGUCAGCUUCUUCAUGUUUAAAAAGGGUUCAGGACCUCCAGCAGGUGUUCUAGGCUCCAUUGUCCAUUACCCAAGGGUAUGAAUACCCAUACGAAACCAGUGUUCAUCCCAGCAAUACCCAGGUACACUCCAUAUUAUCCCCAUUUACCAUCCACAGUAACCGGUAAUCCAUACUUGCCUUAUCUGAAAAGGUAUAUCAGACAUUGACUCUCUCCACCACUGAAAGAUUAGCAAAUUUUUAAAUAUCUCUUCUCAUAUUCAGUCUGCUCAGGAACCCAGCCCUCACCGCAUGGUGAGUGUGUCAUUUGUCAACUGACUAAGAUGCUAGCACCUGAUGAAUGAAGUAGUGGGAAUCCAAGUCGGUGUUGCUCACAAUGGAAGACUCCGAUUGAGACAGCAAAAACCUUCAUUCACCAGCCUAGUUUCACUCAGAAACUAAGCUAAAGAGACUUUCAAUGAGCAUUACACACAGAUCUCUGCCUCCAAAUCCAACCAAGGAGAACCACAAACAUCAACAGGAGACAGAACCAGGCCUCAUUUUCAAAGAGGGAUCGAGAGUAAGGGAUCCAGCUGUGUCCUGCUCCAGCCCACACCGAAGAGCCAGACCAGAAAACCAGCUUUACCAAGCACACAGAAAGGGCCAAGCCACAUGCAACUUCCUGCUGUACAGCAGCUCUUGUUGAUUCUUGACCCCCCAGUGGUGGAAGGAGUUACCUGUGUGCCAGACCAGCAGAAUGUCAACCACCACUGUGCAGCCACGACUGACUGUCUUAUAGUGUACUGUUGCACCUUUGACUUAUAUCUUACUUUAUGACUUAUUUUGGCUUAUUUCAUGCUUAUGCACUGUUGCACUUUUAAUUUUGUCUUAUUUUGGGCCGCUCCCUUGUCACUCCAACCCUUUUGUGUACAUUAUUUCUAGCAGUAUUUCAAACACACAGAGCCUGAUUGCAUCUUGUGUCCCACCAUUUCAGGCUGCACCUCAGCCCCCUUUACCCAAGCAUAAAAUUUCCCAGCC